This is a messenger RNA of Dicentrarchus labrax (European seabass), 5507 nucleotides long. Its product is annotated as SH3 domain-binding protein 4-A-like. The record is from RefSeq and is a predicted model, not a curated record. Bases 301 to 3192 code for a protein of 963 amino acids. Lineage: Eukaryota; Metazoa; Chordata; Actinopteri; Moronidae. The transcript has 5 exons. Gene Ontology annotation, molecular function: protein binding. Gene Ontology annotation, cellular component: cytoplasm.
CCUCCGGCAGACCGGAGCAGAGGCGGACGGGAAUCGGCGUGUUGGAGUGUCUGUCACCGGUUAAAACUUCUCGGAGCUCUUGUUUGAACCUUUCAUUACUUUCUUCCUGUUUCUUUUUGGGUCUAAAAGACAAAUGAGGCGAGAAAAAGCGAGGAGAAAGAAGAAGAAGUGACGGCGGGCUCUCCAUCAGCGCGUAUUCCUCACCCUCUCCUCACCCCGUACCUGCUCCGAGCGUUCGGGCUUCCAGCCAGCAAGAGAUGAAAAGCUGCCAAUGAGCGAAUGCUACGAUAAGUCCCAGCCAUGGCUGCCCAUCGAAUCAUCAGAGUGACAAACAACAACCACAUCCUUCCUCGCUGUAAGUCUGAGGGGACGCUCAUUGACCUCAGUGAAGCAGUCACUGGAGCAAGUCUCAAUGAUGUAAAAGUGCCUUCUCCAAGUGCCUUAAGACUUGACACUUCAGCCUCCUAUGGAGCUGCACAGGAAGUGGUUGCCAUUAAGGAUUAUUGCCCCAGCAGCUUCACCACGUUGAAAUUCUCCAAAGGUGAUCGUCUCUAUGUGUUGGACACGUCAGGUGGAGAGUGGUGGUAUGCCCACAACAACACGGAAAUGGGCUACAUCCCAGCCGCCUAUGUCCAGCCGGUCAACUUCAGGAACUCCUCGCUUAGCGACAGUGGGAUGAUCGACAGUCUUGGGGAAGGAUACGAGGAUGGGUCCAAGGAGUUUGGUGGUUUGGGGGAGUGGACAGAGAUGAGCCUUAAGCCCUCCCCAAUUAACAACAACAGCCCCUUCUCUGUGAACCCCUUUAUCUGUCCGUUAGAUCAAAACUGUAAAGACACAGGUGUAAGGAACUCAGCAGAUCUUAUCUUGUUUGAUGCACUGGCAUCUCCGUCAUCUUGCUCCAACUUUAACACUAGUACAAUCAUGACCAAUGGGUUCAGCAGCUGCCACGUUAACAAUACCACCCCCACCAGCCCAAACCAAGAGGAUGCACCUAACCUCCACAGGGAUAACCCAUUUUUCAGGAGUAAACGUUCCCACAGUCUCUCAGAACUCUCAGUCCUGCAGGCACAGUCAAAUCCAACCUUACCCUCCUCUGGAUUCUUUACGGGCCUUAAGGCUCCGUCACCGGAGCAGUUUCAGAGCAGGGAGGACUUUAGGACUGCUUGGUUGAACCACAGAAAGCUAGCCAGAUCUUGCCAUGACCUUGACUCUCUGGGUCAGAGUCCUGGAUGGGGCCAGACGCAGCCGGUGGAGACGAACAUUGUGUGCAUGUUGGACAGCAAUGGCGGAGUUGUUCAGCUCCCGGACACCCACAUCAGUGUGCACAUCCCUGAAGGCCAUGUCAGCAAUGGAGACCACCAGCAGAUCUCCAUGAAAGCCUUAUUAGACCCUCCUCUGGAGCUCAACAGUGACCGCUGCUCCACCGUCAGCCCUGUGGUGGAGAUCAAGCUCAGCAACAUGGAAACCAAGUCCUUCAUCACGUUGGAAAUGAAGGUAUUGGUAACUGUCAAGAAGGAGAGCUGUCACACUGCAGAGGUGCUUUGUGUUCGAAGCGACUGCAAAGAAGGACCUUACACGCCCAUCCCUAAUGCUUACAUUUACAAGGAUACCGUCCAGGUCCAGUUGGAUAGUCUAGAGCCUUGUAUGUAUGUGGCGGUUGUGAUUCAGUCCCAGUAUAUCAGCCACAAUAUGACUGUUUGGGACCAUGUGCAGAGGAAAGUAACUCUGGGUGUCUAUGGACCCAAGCACAUUCACCCUUCCUUCAAGACAGUUGUUGCCAUGUUUGGGCAUGACUGCGCCCCCAAGACCUUGUUGGUAAGCGAAGUGGGCCGACAGGCUAGUUCCACCCCGCCAGUGGCCCUCCAGUUGUGGGGGAAGCACCAGUUCGUGCUGGGGUACCCUCAGGACCUCCAGGUGGGAUUGUACUCUAACAUGUCCAACUACCAGGUGAAGGCGACUGAGGGUGCAGGUGUGAUUCGAGGAUUUCAGGUCAAAUUGGGGAAAGUCAGUAGGCUCCUGUACAUGAUCACAUCGCACAACCCAAACAGCAUCUCAGACUUCACUCUCAGGGUCCAAGUUAAAGACGCCCUUGACUGUAUCCUCACCCAGUUCUGUGUGCAAACUCCACAGCCUCCUCCAAAGACCGGAACGAGGAUAACAGGCCAGAGGAGGUUUCUGAAAAAGAAAGAGGUGGAUAAGAUUGUCCUCUCGCCACUGGCUGUCACUUCCAAAUACCCAAAGUUUCAGGACCGGUGCAUUACCAACCUUAAAUUUGGCAAGCUGAUCAAAACCGUGAUUAGGCAGCACAAGAGCACGUAUCUGUUGGAGUACAAGAAGGGGGAUGUUAUUGCUUUGCUCAGCGAGGAGAAAAUCAAACUGCGAGGGCAACUUAGGACCAAAGAGUGGUACAUCGGAUACUAUCAGGGAAAGAUAGGCCUUGUCCAUGCCAAGAAUGUUUUAGUUCUGGGUAAGGUCAAGCCUAUUUAUUGGUGUGGGCCAGACCUAACGACCACAAUGUUGCUGGAUCAGAUCUUGAAGCCUUGCAAAUUUCUUACGUACAUCUACGCAACAGUGAGGAUGGUUUUAAUGGAGAAUGUUGGAAGUUGGAGGGCAUUUGCAGAUGCUCUUGGGUACGGGAAUUUGCCACUGAAUUAUUUUUGCCGGACCGAGUUGGACAAUGAGCCGGAGAAAGUGGCGUCGGUUCUGGAGAAACUCAAAGAGGAGUGUAUGAACAUGGAGAACAAGGAGAGGAAGUCCUUCCAGAGGGAACUCAUGAUGGCGUUGCUGAAGAUGGACUGCCAGGGUCUGGUUGCCAGACUGGUCCUGGAUUUCGUCUUGCUGACCACGGCAGUGGAGGUGGCGUCCCGUUGGAGGGAACUGGCCGAGAAACUUGCUCGAGUGUCCAGACAGCAGAUGGAGGCUUACGAGGCUCCGCACCGCGACAAGAACGGUCUAUUGGACAAUGAGUCCAUGUGGAAGCCAGCCUACGACUUCCUCCUGACUUGGGCCGCCCACGUGGGGGACAGCUACCGAGACAUCAUCCAGGAGCUCCACCUCGGCCUGGACAAGAUGAGGAACCCCAUCACCAAGAAGUGGAAGCACCUGACCGGCACCUUAAUCCUCGUCAACUGCCUCGAUAACCUCCGCAGUGCCGCCUUCUGUCCCACCGGAUAUGGAGAUUUUGCUGUGUGAACAUUUUCAUCCAACCCGGAGAACACUUUUAAAAAGUCUGUGAGGGUCAUCUUCUUCGGGACAUGGUUGGAGUUACUGGAACUUCUUGGUCCUAAGAUUCAUCUGAACCCUGUGAACAUUCACUGUUUUUGUGCCGGUUUGGGAUGGAUGUCAGGGAUCAAACUUUGGACCGUUCUGUCCAGGGUGUCUGGUGAAUCUCUAGGCAUCCCUCAGCCUUUGAUCUUCAGGUCAGAUCGGUACAGUCUCUUGUUUGGAGCCACGGAUCGGCACCGAGGAAGAACCCACUGUGGGUUCUUGUGAAGCGCCAGAUGUAGAAAAGCCCUUGGAUGAUUUCUGGCAUUGUUUAGGUCAACGUGAAACUGGAAGAUCUGCCUCUUUAUGCCUCUUGUUACAUUCGUCCUGCUUUCUCUUUCCUUUUACUCUUCUCCAUCUCUUUUCUACCUCACCUUUUGUUUUUAUCGCUUCCUGUCUCGCUCGCGUUCUUUGUCUCUUUUACACGAUAAACGUUUCUCUUCCUUUUGCUCCAAUUAAUUACUGUUCAUAUGAUUUGUAUUUUUUUGUUACGACAUCUCUCUGUCCACUUUUUCCUUCACCCCUCAGGACAACAUCAGAGACCUCAACCACUGCAGUACACAACCACACAUACUGUGAACUUUCCACCAUCUAUGAAAGCUGAUUGCACCACCAUAGUCAACUGAUCACGCUCACAAACCUUUGCUGGCAGUUUUUAUUCUUUAACUCCCUUUCUACGGCAUUUUCUUGUGGUAAAUUCAAUAAAAAAGAAUCAGAAAUGGUUUAAUAUGUUUAAAUAUUACGAUCAUUUGUCAGUAAUUAGCUUGCCAAAAAGCCCAGUGUUAACUUUACAUGUGACUCAGUGUAGUCCAUGCAGUAAAGGUACAUAAGCCCAUAUCUGUUUAUGCAAGAUAUACUUAUAUUUUUUUAUACUUGCAGAACAAUACAGAUUACGUAUUAUCGACAGUGUUAUUAUUUUGUACUGCUCUUGGUUUGGAUUUCCCUUGUGUGCUGUAGUUUCACCUGUGACUAGAUUCAGAUUUUUGUACUUGAACUGUUCCGUCCCUCCACCCUCGGUAUGUUCUGUCCAGCUAAAAACAAAAAAGCAUGGCUCUGAGUUUUUAGCCGAACAUUCAAAUUGAGUUCCCUGUGCAAAAGCGAAUGCUAUGUACUUCAACAGCUAGCUUGUUAGCUCGCUAACACUAGGCAAUGCAUCUGAUUUAAAACUUUUGCACACACAGAUGUUUUGAUUGAUCGAAGAUUAUGUGGUGAGGAUGAAACUAAAGUGUAUUUACAUGUUAAACACAGUGGUCUACUACGGAGUAUGAGCAUCUGGUAUACCCACUUCUAAAUGCCCUCUGGUGCACAUCAAUCAAAAGUGUUAUGCGAGCUGAAUUUUUGUCCUAGGAUGGGGAAGGCAUCAGAUUGACGGAGUAAGGAUUACGUCACUCAGAAUACAUAACUAUGUGGUGGUCUCACUUGUAUUGAUCGCAAAAUCUGCACUUCUUCUGCGGCUAAUGUGAAAAUCAGAAUGAUCCUCCCUCCCCAGCAGAAUUUAGGUGACAAUCUGCAACUGGCCCCUUUUUGGAAGAGCUAAAUAUGCAAGAGUAGUCUAACAUGUCACUGUUCAUAACACAGGGUGUUUAUACUUUGCUGGGCGGGUCACCCGCUCCUCCAGGCACCACUACACCACUGGUUAAACAUGUUAAAUAUUUUAAUGUUUAAAAUUAAACUAGAAAUUCCUGCUAAAGGUGCUGUUGAUUUGUGUUUUUCAUGUAAGUUUGGACGUUUUCCUAACUUUCUGACAACGUGCAGCAUUACUAUAAUUAUUUAUCUGAAGUAUUGAGGGAAUGUUAGUAUUUUAAUUAAAGACACAUCAGCUGUUAGAGUCCAAAACAGUUUACUGCUUCAAUAAAUUAAAUGUGACUUUAAACUGUGAAAACCGGAAGUACCGGAAAUAUUUGUAGUUUUUGUUAAAUUUAUAUUUAAAGAAGGCUUUUGUCUCUGAUUUUGUGAUCUCAGCAAGUGUAAUCAAUCAGCUUUGAUGCUUUUAUUUUUAAUUUUCUUUCUUUCACUCUGUGGUUUUUCUUGUUUCUUUACAGUACGUUUUGUGACUGCUGCAGUGUUCCCGUAUGUUUGCAAUAUGGUCUGAACAGAAAAUCUGUAAGGAGUUUAUAUAUUUGUACUGAACGCCGAUUGACAGGUUCUUAUGUGAUGUAUCGCCUGUGACAGGUCGCAGAUCUGAAACCUGUUCAGUGUUUCUGUUGAGAAGGUUUCAAUAAAACUGAAAAUUCAAAACAAAA